AUGGGCCUUCACCAGGGUUCAGCGCUUAACCCAUACCUUUUUACCUUGAUCUUAGACGAGUUGUCUAGUGGCCUACAGGAGGAACUACCGUGGUGCAUGAUUUUUGCCGAUGACAUUGCACUGAUUGCAAGAUCAACGGAGGAGCUAAACCGUAGGCUAGAGAAAUGGAGAGAAGCCCUUGAAGAUAAUGGUCUGUGUGUGAGCCAAGAUAAGAUUGAAUACCUACGAUGUGACUUCGAUAAACAGGAAAUAAGACAAAAUGGGGAUGAGGAUAUUCGCAUUGGGGAGCGGGUAUUAGGUCCGAAGGUGUCUUUUAGAUACCUGGGAUCUGUGAUACACAAAUCGGGAGGGAUAGACGAAGACGUGACACAUCGAAUCCAAGCUGGAUGGAUGAGGUGGAGAGCAGCUUCUGGAGUCAUGUGCGACAAGCGGAUGCCGCUAAAACUGAAAGGCAAGUUUUACAGAGUGGCUAUUAGACCGACUAUGUUAUACGGGUCAGAAUGUUGGCCGAUGACGAAAGCCCAAGCGUCUCGAGUAGAGGUGGCAGAGAUAAGGAUGCUAAGGUGGUCUUGCGGGAAGACCCUAUCUGACAGGAUCCCCACGGGAGUUUUUAGAGAGCCGAACUUGAAAUGGCAUGCUGUAGCUUCAUGGACAUGGGAUGCUCACGAUGAUGCAUGUGGGAUAUGUAGGAUGGCAUUUGAUGGUUGUUGUCCUGACUGUAAACUCCCUGGUGAUGAUUGCCCCUUGAUAUGGGGUGCUUGUAACCAUGCUUUCCAUCUUCACUGCAUUCUCAAAUGGGUGAAUUCUCAGACCCCCCAAGCUCACUGUCCUUAUUGUCGCGCAGAAUGGCAGUUUAAAGAAUGAAGUUCUGAAGUUGUAUCAGUUGCGAUUGUUAAUGAUGUGUUUUUUGCUCUAUGGCAAUGGCAGGUAAUGAAGAGCAGUCUGUCAUUUUCACAAGCUACAAUGUUGUAAACUACUUUUGGUUAUGAAAUACCGUUCAUCUUUAUUUUCAGUUCCAGGUUUUGUACCUCUUUAGUAAAAUAUGGGGGGAAAUGUUAAAACGUUUAGAUAUUACCUGAACCUGAAAUUAAAUGUGAGAGUAUAUUACUCAUGAGUCUUUUUAUGUAUUGCUUGUUGUCA
Molecule: messenger RNA, 1140 nt
Organism: Erigeron canadensis
Lineage: Eukaryota; Viridiplantae; Streptophyta; Magnoliopsida; Asterales; Asteraceae
Exons: 3
Coding region: 1-864 (287 amino acids)
Biological process (GO): anaphase-promoting complex-dependent catabolic process
Cellular component (GO): anaphase-promoting complex
Molecular function (GO): ubiquitin protein ligase activity; zinc ion binding; cullin family protein binding
Source: RefSeq, a predicted model, not a curated record